CAACUAACUGAUGACGAAAAGUUUACUGCUGAUAUAAAAGCUCAGUUGCAGCACAUUUGUAGCGUCUUUCUUCUGCGAUUAAAAGCGGUUGAUAUUUCUAGUCUAAUCGAGCAGAAACUCCUCCCCUGUGUUGUUCACCACGUGGAACACCUACUGACUCUUACAAACGCAUUCUUCGGAUCAAUUAUCCCCUCUGAUGGAGAUGAGGAACCUCUUAAACCACCUCUAGCUGAUGACGUGGUUCUUCAACGUCUUUUCUCCGCUGACCACCUCCAUCCAGCCUUGCAGUCACGUCAAGCAGAGUCACUCUAUCUACAGGGCAUUGUUCGCCAAUUGCUGCCCUACCUUCUUAUACCCCCAGGCCUAAUGAACAGGAAACCUGGGGCAAGGAAACCCUCGGCUUGGAAUGGAACUCUUCAGGCAAUUAACCUAAUCGACCAGGCAUUUUCAUCGGCUCUGUUCCAUCACCAAAAACCGGAUCAGUCUUCUAUGAAGAAUAAUCAACCAUCAGAUCAUAAAUCUGAGUGA
This is a messenger RNA of Hydatigera taeniaeformis, 528 nucleotides long. The record is from the annotation of a GenBank genome assembly. NCBI's taxonomy places the organism in Eukaryota, Metazoa, Platyhelminthes, Cestoda, Cyclophyllidea, Taeniidae.